AGAGUUAACUAAGUCAAAGGACCGCGGUAGAACCUAGUGAUACAGCAUAAAUAAUCUACACGGGCUUCGCCGAGUAUGCAGUACAUAAAUUUUUUCACGAUUUAAAAAUUCUUCGUAUUUUAAUACCAGGGGAUAACUGAGUUAUUUAAAUGAGCUACGAACAUCGAAAUAUAACAUAUAUAUACACGGAUUUUAUAAUUAUUUAACUAUGGAUUCUCGGACUUUUUUGAGCAAAGUCGACAGAAAGCCAGUUAUAUUGAUGGUUUUGUUCCUAUUCUUAACAUAUACGCUGUGUAAUAGCAUUCCAAAUUUUGCUAGAUCUGAAGCGAGCGUCCUGAAAACGUAUUUGUUUCAAAAUGUCUCAGCGACGGAAGAUGUAUUUCCACCUUUACCAGGUAUAUUUCAAAGCAAAUGGAUACAAUAUUUUCCAUAUAUACAGUCAAUGGAAGUAUAUUUUGAGGGAAUGAAUACACUUCCUCCACAGCCCAUUAUAACUUCUGCCAGAGAGACAAAAAUUUAUAUCCCGAAUAAAAUAUACAAAUUAAACGAUAUAUUCAAAGCCAAAAUUAAAGCAAUGGAUUCCACAGGAAACCCCAAAAAAUAUGGUGGUGAUUUUUUCCGCGUGGGACUCUAUAAACCAUUUAGAGAUACUGAUGGGGUUUCUUGUGGCGUAGUGGACAAUUUGAUCGGGACUUAUGAUAUUUCGUGUCCUUUAGUCUGGGUAGGGACUGGAGUACUGAAAGUGACAUUAAUACAUCCAAGCGAAAGUUUAUAUGGACUGAUGUUAAAUUCUUCUGGAACAAAAGAACACGGUGUUUCACUUCGAGCAACAGUGAAAAUCAAUGGACAAGAGGAGUUGACGGAUUGCGCGUUUGGAUUUCCAGGAAAAUCAAAACACGAAGUUUGUGAUUACCCAACCCAAAAGAAUGGAGAUCCAUGGUUCUGCAUGAAGCCAAAUCGCCAAAUCAAUGUUCAACGAAUCUAUGGAUGGAUAGAUAUUAUGAUUCUGUAAUGAUCAAAACUUGGGGAAACGACCAUAUUUUCAACAAGGAAUAACUUGGAGAGUGAGAAUAAUGCAACCCAAUUUAGCGGUGCAAAUACAAGACGACUGGAGUAGACCGCGAUUUUCUUCUCAACUACCGCCGUGUUCUGCAU
Messenger RNA from Styela clava, 1155 nucleotides. Its product is annotated as NXPE family member 3-like. NCBI's taxonomy places the organism in Eukaryota, Metazoa, Chordata, Ascidiacea, Stolidobranchia, Styelidae. The record is from RefSeq and is a predicted model, not a curated record.